AUGUUCAAGAACACACAGUCAAAGAUCCAACAGGAGACUCCCAAAGCCAACAUGUUGAAGAAGUUUGGUGGAAAUUUUAGAAAGGCGUUCUCCAAGAAGAAGCAGCCUGCGGCCCAAAUGGCGUGUGAAGCCCAUGUUCAGGAUGUCCAGCCUGAAACAAAAGCACUGCCGAAUCUCACUGCAGAGGUGACUGAAUUGCCAUCUACAGAGAAUAGGCCAGAUUUUGCUCCAACACAUGUUGGUGUUGAUGAAGAAAUGCAAGUCUGGGACAACACCUCUCAAGAGCUCGCAGCAGCUGGGGCACGGGACCGUGCUGUCAACUCUCUUAGACCGGUGUCCCAAGAGGCCCAAAAAGAGGCCCCACUACAGGAUCCUGUGGGAAUUGCGACAUCGGCUCCAUGUGGAGUGACACAUUCUUCAAGCUCUGGAAACUCAACACCAACCUCCAUGGACGGGCUCAACACUGACCGCAACACCCUUCGUCGGUCUAAUAGUGUACCACCUUCGUCCUCGUCGCCCGCUACGGGAGCCUCGAGUGAUACCCUUUACAAUACGCCCCGCCACUCAGACACAUCCCCACUCCCUUCCCUCAUCAAGUUCCAUCAAGCUGUGGACGAGCAUAGAGGGUCGAGCGGAAAGUGCCAGAAGGCACUUGCCGAAUAUCUCAACAGCGGAGAAACGGAAAAGGCGGACACGGAAUGGGCGGCUCUUGUGGAGUGGAUCAAAAUCGGCCAUCAAGCCGAGGUCAACAACCUUGAGACAGAACACGCUGCAAAGGUUGAGAAACUACACCAAGAGCGUAGCGAGGCACGUCGACGUUUGGAGCUGCGAAACCGUGAGCUCAGAGCCAUGAAGCGGGAAAUGAAAGAUCUCAAGGUGUCUCUUGAGGAGACAAACAAGGUUCAAAAAGAGAUCCAGCCAGGCCUCAACCCUGAAUCAGCUGAUGGUUCUGAUGCAGAGAGCGUGGACGAGGACGAAGGUGGCGUUGAUCUGUCUGCCAAUAAUGUUGCACCCACCAACGCGGCCGAAGACUCUCGUGGAAUGGCUGUCGGCGGAGUGAAAGAUGCAGACCGCGGUCGCAACUAUGCCAAGGACGACAAACAAGAAACCAAGGAGCCCAGAAAUGAGACAGCGAAAGACAAUCGAGAGCACCAGAGAGCGCUGAAGCAGCAACUGCUGGAAGACUCAGCACCUGAAUUCACAGAGUCACAGACGGGCGCACAAGCCGUGCAGCCAGCAGCUAUUGGGGAAUUCGAAACCAGCAACGCGCAGCAAGCCAUGAUCGAUUUUGAUGGUGACAACCAAGAAAGAUUGAUAGACGUCAAGGAGCUCCAGGACUACAACAGAGCCCUAAAAGCUAAUUUGGCUUUCACGCGCGAAGUGAUUGGACACCUGACCACGGAAGCAGAAUCGGCGAAGGGAGAGAUCAACAAUUUGAGAGGCGAAAAUCACUUCGCCCAGCUCGAAGUGGGCCACUGCAACGCGGCCAACGCGUAUUACCGUGCUGCAGCCGAGGAUGAUAAUCCAGCUCGCACAGCACAUAUUGAUGGACUGUUGAAGCGAAAGGAUGAAGCGCACGCCGAGCUUGAGAGGCGUGCUGCAGAAUGUGCUGUGGAGCUCGCGGAGGAGAAAAUGGAGAGAGCUGUUGACGACGUCUACUCCGCUAGACAUAUUCAAGGCUUGAAAAAAGAGUUGGCCCACCGCGUCAACAUGAUCAGAGCUUUGACUGAAGGCAAAGCUAUUCUGAAACAACAGAAUGAUGAGAUCCUUCGAAUGUUCAAGGGCAAGAUUCUCCAAAAUGAUACCGUCAAGGCUUUCCUACACGACAACGACACCAUCCAAAAAGACAACGCGCUGCUGAUCAAAAUGAUCAACGAGCGCCACUGCUACGUCCUAGAGGCCGAGAAGGGAAUCGCCGACCUGAAAGCCGAGAAGAUCAUGGACGAGCACACCGCACAGGCCGACAGACUGAAGCAACGCCAACUGCAACAGAGCCUGAACGGCCUCACAUACAUCAACCACCAUCUCAACACCAAAGUCGAAAUCCGCGAAGAGAUGCACGAGGAGCUGAAAGAACAACUCGAACGCCAAUUAUCGCAGCAAGCGGACGAGAUCCAGCGCCUCCUCGCCCACGGCGCCGACGACGAACUCACGCGACGCCUCCACAGCCAGAGCGGUCAGAUCGCCUUCCUCGACGCCGAACUGACGCGGGCGCACAGCCUCGCGCAGCAGUGGCGGCUGCGGGCCGUGGAGCUGCGCGGCGAUUUCUGCCCGCUGUACAACGGCGACGAAGUGGGCGACUGGGACGCGGAGGAGACGCGGUGGCGUCUGGUCCAUGCGGAGCGGCAGAACGCGGACUUGCAGCGGGCGGUGAGGCGGUUGGAGCGGGAGGGGAGGGGUGCGAGGGUUCUGGAGCGCGAGCACGAUGGGUCGAAGUGGCUCGGGGAUAGGGCGGAGGCUAGGAGGGAGAUGGAGAGGGCGAGUGGGAUGGAGUGA
Letharia columbiana is the source of this 2496-nucleotide messenger RNA. RefSeq lists its product as uncharacterized. The record is from RefSeq and is a predicted model, not a curated record. NCBI's taxonomy places the organism in Eukaryota, Fungi, Ascomycota, Lecanoromycetes, Lecanorales, Parmeliaceae. The coding region runs from base 1 to 2496 and encodes 831 amino acids. The transcript is spliced from 3 exons.